Messenger RNA from Helianthus annuus (common sunflower), 846 nucleotides. RefSeq lists its product as uncharacterized. The transcript has a single exon. The record is from RefSeq and is a predicted model, not a curated record. The coding region runs from base 1 to 846 and encodes 281 amino acids. NCBI's taxonomy places the organism in Eukaryota, Viridiplantae, Streptophyta, Magnoliopsida, Asterales, Asteraceae. Gene Ontology annotation, molecular function: nucleic acid binding.
AUGAUUGCUCCAUCUUUGUUUACUCCUUCAUUUUAUGAUAUGUUUAACGUGGUUCACAUUGAUGAAAAAUGGUUUUACUUGUCAAAACCAUCAAAACGUUACUACCUUUUACCUGGCGAGGAUGAGCCAUUAAGAACAUGUAAAUCAAAAAAGUUUAUCACAAAGGUCAUGUUUCUAGCCGCGGUUGCACGGCCAAGAUUUGAUACGUCGGGUAACGAACGUUUUUCGGGAAAGAUAGGUAUCUUUCCUUUCACAAAACUUGAACCCGCAAAACGUUCAAGUAAGAAUCGUGUUGCGGGAACUUUAGAGACUAAGCCUAUCUUAUCGGUGAUUAAAGAAGUAACGAGGUCAUGGUUAAUUGAUAAAGUACUACCGGCUAUAAGGGAUAAAUGGCCACAAGGUCAUACAGGUCCAAUUUUUAUUCAACAAGACAAUGCGAAGCCACAUAAUAAUAUUGACGAUGAACAAUUUAUUCAAGAAGCAUCUCGAGAUGGGUUUGAUAUUCGACUUCGUUUUCAACCACCAAAUAGCCCAGAUUUAAAUGUGUUAGAUCUCGGGUUUUUUCACGCGAUUCAAUCACUUCAAGAACAAGAGGUUUUGGGAUCAAUAGAUGAAUUGGUUCAUGCAGUCCAAACCUCUUUUGAAAAAUUGUCAUCCCAUGAGCUUAACAAUGUCUUUUUGACUCUACAAGCAUGCAUGAAAGAAAUCAUGAAGGUGCAUGGUAGCAACCAUUAUCAAACACCACAUAUUGGUAAAGGUAAAUUGGAACGUCAAGGAAAAUUACCUUUGCAAAUUGAGUGUGAUAGCAAUUUAAUUAAUGAAGUAGUCUCACAUUUAGCUCACUAG